GGAAGAUGUCCUUGAUUGUAGAGGAGAGGAAUCUCUCUAUAUAAAAGGAUAGUGGGCAGGGGUCUGCAAAGAGAGGGGUCAUGAGGGAGGAAAGAGCCCCUUCAGGAGAGCUGCUGUUUUGUGAAUUAGAUGAGGAAAAUAGAUGAACAAGAUCUGUUAACUCAGGAAGGAGAGAGAGAGAGAGAGAGAGAGAGAGAGAGAGAGAGGAGUGAGUGGAGGAGAGAGAAAGAGAGAAAAAGAAGGGAGGGGAAGAGAGAAAGAAAGAAGGAAGGGUGAGGGAUGGGCCCCGAGUCUGUCAGCGGUCUGAGGGGAACAAGCGGCUAUGGCGGCGGUAGCAAGGAAAGGCCCAGUCAACCACUGCUGCUGUUUCAGGCUACCAGGGCCAUUGGCGGAGGGAGGCAGGCAGGCAAGGGAUGGGUCCAGGCCUGUCAGCAGCCUGAGGGGAACCAGCAGCCAUGGUGGUGCCAGCUGCAAGGAAGGGCCCGGUCAACCACUGCUGCUGCUGCUGCUGCUCCUGUGAGGAUGAGCAGGAGCAGGGCUUGGGUGAGGGUGAGGAGGUCUCUGGGGAUAGAGAGCUGCAGCUUGGCCAAUAGGCGCCAGUAAUGCUGCAGGCGUUGGGAUGGAGGAGUGACCAAGAGGGGAGAGGGGGAUGGAAGCAACCGGAUGGAGGAGGAAAAGCAGAAGUGCGGAUUAGGAGACUUUCUGAGAUGUUCUUUUUCAAACUCUUCAUUCGAUGGAUAUGGAUAUGGAUGUUGUCUGGGGAGAUCCUUCUCCUACUGCUUCUGGAGGUCCCUUUAGAAGGUACUGCCUUGCCUCCAAUGCGGUACUCUCAUGCUGGGAUAUGUCCAAAUGAUAUGAAUCCCAACCUCUGGGUGGAUGCGCAGAGCACCUGCAGGAGAGAAUGCGACACCGAUCUGGAAUGUGAGACCUUUGAGAAGUGCUGUCCAAAUGUCUGUGGAACAAGAAGUUGCGUUGCAGCCAGGUACAUGGAUGUCAGGGGAAAGAAAGGACCUGUCGGGAUGCCGAAGGAGGCAACCUGUGACCGUUUCAUGUGCAUCCAGCAAGGUUCCGAGUGUGAUAUCUGGGAUGGGCAGCCAGUUUGCAAAUGCAAGGAUAGGUGUGAAAAAGAGCCAAGUUUUACAUGUGCCUCUGAUGGGUUGACUUAUUACAACAAGUGCUACAUGGAUGCAGAAGCAUGUACUAAAGGCAUUACGCUCAAUGUGGUGACCUGCCGCUAUCAUCUCACCUGGCCAAAUACCAGCCCUAUCCCACCAGAGACUACAGCACGACCCACUACUGCUUAUCCAGAGACAACGAUCACUGAUAUCCUUCCACCUAUACUAGUCAACAACCCAGCACAUCAGUCAGUUUAUAUAGGGGAGACCGUCAGCUUUCUUUGCGAUGUCACUGGCCGACCUAAGCCAGAAAUCACUUGGGAGAAGCAGACAGAAAGUAAUGAGAAAAUUAUCAUGAGGCCAAAUCAUGUUAGAGGGAACAUUGUUGUCACCAACAUUGCCCAGCUGGUGAUCUAUAACACUCAACUGCAAGAUGCAGGCAUCUACACUUGCACUGCCAAAAACCUUGGCGGUAUUCUCAGGGCAGAUUUCCCAUUGUCAGUCCUCAAAGGAGAAGCUACCUCUGUCGAAGCAGCCCAAAAUAAAACUCACUUUCCAACUGAUGAGUGCCUGAAGCAGCCAGACAGUGAAGAUUGUGGGGAGGAGCAGACCCGGUGGUAUUAUGAUGCAAAGAAAAACAACUGCUUUACUUUCAUCUAUGGAAAUUGUAAUAGCAACUUGAAUCACUUUGAGACCUAUGAAAACUGCAUGUUGACUUGCAUGAACGGGCCCAUCAACAUCUGCAACCUGCCAGCCCUCCAAGGUCACUGCAAAGCAUACGAGCCACGGUGGGCGUACAACAGCUUGACAAAACAAUGCCAGUCUUUCAUUUAUGGAGGCUGCGGGGGCAAUGAGAAUAACUUUGAGAGCAGAGAGGCCUGUGAAGAAAUGUGCCCUUUCCCUAGGAACAUGCAUUGCAAGGCUUGCAAGGCUUGCAAACCACGCCAAAAGCUGGUGACGAGCUUCUGCAAAAGUGAUUUUGUUAUUCUUGGCCGUGUAACCGAACUGACAGAGGACCAAGACUCAGGACACGCACUGGUGACAGUGGAAGAGAUUCUCAAGGAUGAAAAAAUGGGGCUAAAAUUCUUGGGGAAGGAGCCUCUAGAAGUUACCCUGUUAAAUAUGAACUGGAGCUGCCCAUGCCCCAACAUAACUGCAGCCGAUGGUCAACUCAUCAUCAUGGGCGACGUCCACAAUGGAAUGGCUGUUUUACAGCCAGACAGCUUUGUGGGGGCCUCUAGCAUCCGGCGUGUUCGGAAGCUUCGUGAGGUCAUCCACAAGAAAACCUGCUUGAAUGUUACUGUGCUGAAUUGCAACACCCUUGCGGUAAGCAGGUCAGAGAAGACUGGUUUCUCACAGGGACAGCUCUAUCUGGCCUGAAAGAAAGAAAGAAAGAAAGAAAGAAAGAAAGAAAGAAAGAAAGAAAGAAAGAAAGAAAGAAAGACCAAACUCCCGGCAGCAGGCAAUUCAGCAACGCAACCGUUCGUCAAAGCAGUUUCAGGUGCUCAGCUAUCAACUGACAAAUGCAAUUCAUCAUAUGAUUGGAUAAUGAGCAAGGUGCAGACCUACACAGUGCUAUAGGAGUUGGCUACAGAAGGCAUAUCUACACUAUCAACAUAUUCGUUUUAUACCAAUUUAAUCACUUUGGCUUUGUCCACCAAAGAAAACAGGGAACUGUCCUUUAGUUCAGUGCAAACAAUUUCCUAUUAGACAUCCUUGGCCUCUUCCUUGCCUCCAGGAGAACUAUAAUUUCCAGAGUUCCCUGGGAAGAGGGGAUGACUUUUAACCCCAUUUAAGGCUGCAAUAUGAAGCACACUUACCAGAAAGUAAAUCCCCCUGAGUUCAAUGGGAUGUGAUUCAGACUAAACUUGCAUAGGCUCACGCUGCAGCUCUGCAGUGUGAAUGUGCCCCAAUACACUUUUUAACGUGUCCACCUGCUAGCUUUUAACAUGAAACAGCUUUGCCUGUUGGGGGAGACUGCCUGAUGGGCACAGUGUGCAUUUCACAUCCAUGCCACCAGCUUUCAAAGAAAGCACGUUUAAAGGAGAACCCAGAAGGCUGUGUCUGCUAUUGUACAAAAGGCUAAUCCAUCUAUGAUAUCUCUCAAGGUAACUGAAAAGGAAAGGGGAGGGUGUAUUUCUGAGCAACAGCCUUUGCUGGCUUAUGGAUGAUGCCGCAGGGGGCCGCCGAAAUUGUUUGCAUUCCAGAUGGGGAACAGAGAGUGUGUAGGAAGGUAUAUUGUAUUUGUGUUUUGUGUGUAAGGCUGAUUAAGCUUAUGCAUGAACUGAGGGAAUGUCUGUGGAGAGUAUAACUGACCAAAUAUGUGAUGGAAAGACUUUAACCCCUUGAGACACCUAUUUGGCAACGAAAACUGAAUUUAAGGGCCAAGUUCUAUGCUUUAAAAAAAAAAAAUCCAUAACAAGACUCUUGUUUAUGAAACGUGUUGGUACUGGCUGUGGACAACAGAAUACAUUAACCUUCUCUAGCAAUAACAAGGUGUUCCCUCAUAAGUGUGAAUGCAAAUUUAUAAUUAAUACUUAGCUAUUAAAGUGUGCAUAAGUUGGCCACAGUAG
Hemicordylus capensis (graceful crag lizard) is the source of this 3688-nucleotide messenger RNA. It is a transcript of the gene WFIKKN2, whose product is annotated as WAP, follistatin/kazal, immunoglobulin, kunitz and netrin domain containing 2. Gene Ontology annotation, cellular component: extracellular region. The transcript is spliced from 4 exons. NCBI's taxonomy places the organism in Eukaryota, Metazoa, Chordata, Lepidosauria, Squamata, Cordylidae. Gene Ontology annotation, biological process: negative regulation of transforming growth factor beta receptor signaling pathway. Bases 603 to 2495 code for a protein of 630 amino acids. Gene Ontology annotation, molecular function: receptor antagonist activity; transforming growth factor beta binding; serine-type endopeptidase inhibitor activity. The record is from RefSeq and is a predicted model, not a curated record.